UUUCUUUAUCGUCAUGUUCAUAGUCUUCAUCAUCAAAGUCGUAAUCCUGGUCCAUGGUCUGGAUUAUCUAUGCAUCCAAUCGAACAUUUUAUUUAUUAUACAUGUGCUUAUUUUCCUCUUCUUUUUUCAUGCCAUCCACUUCAUUUUCUUUAUGCAAAAUUCCAUGCAGAUAUUGCACCAAUUGGUGGUCAUGAUGGCCAUGAUGCUCCAGCUGGUGGUUCGGCCUAUCAUUAUUUACAUCAUUCAUUGUUCGAAUGUAACUAUGGAACGCCAUUAGUUAAUUUUGAUCGUCUAUUUGGUACUUACAAAGAAGUCGUCAAGAAACCAUCAAUAAACAACAAACAAACAAAUUAA
Molecule: messenger RNA, 354 nt
Organism: Rotaria sp. Silwood1
Lineage: Eukaryota; Metazoa; Rotifera; Eurotatoria; Philodinida; Philodinidae
Source: the annotation of a GenBank genome assembly